ACUAAGUCACUUUGAGCUUAAGUUGGAGAAUAAACAAGAAGAAGAUUCGUGUAAUAUCAAAAAGAUUGUCGUAAUGUAUAGCGUAAGUAAUAACUUACUAAGAUUGCGUCAGUUGCAUACGGUAUUUCAAGAGUUGGCUUUUAAGCCACUUGAAACUCCAUUGAAAACGUGGAUGCAGAAUGUAAGUUUAAUUACGCGAAAUCUGCAUACAACUAAACACCUUGAAUCACCAAGUAAGCGUACAAAAAUUGAGCUAAAACGACGAUUAAAAGCCGAGCAGAAAGCCAAGGAAAAAGCAGAAAAAGAAGCGCAAAAAGCAGCGGCGGCCAGUACUAAUAAUGACAACAAUGCGACAAAAAAGAAGUCGGCAGGCGCUUUAGAGGAAGAAAUUUCGCCAAACGAAUAUUUCAAACUACGCUCGGCUGCCGUGAUCGAUCUGAAGAAAUCGCCAGAAACGCAUCCGUACCCUCACAAAUUCCACGUUAGUAUCUCCUUAGAAGAUUUCAUCAAUAAAUACGAGAGUCUCAAAGAGGGCGAAAUGUUAGAAGACGUUUCCCUGAGUGUUUCUGGGCGCGUGCAUGCGAUACGAGAAUCUGGCGUAAAAUUAAUAUUCUACGAUUUGCGUGGAGAGGGCGUUAAGUUGCAAGUAAUGGCAAAUGCCAAAUUGUAUCAUACCGAAAGUGCUUUCGAACCGGAUACAUCCAAGAUAAGGCGUGGCGAUAUAAUCGGUAUUAAUGGUUACCCAGGCAAAACCAAGAAGGGCGAACUUUCAGUUGUGCCAAAAGAGAUAAAACUACUUUCACCAUGUUUGCAUAUGUUGCCACAUUUGCAUUACGGCCUCAAGGAUAAAGAGACACGUUAUCGGCAAAGAUAUUUAGAUUUGAUUAUGAAUCCAAAAGUGCGGGAAACUUUCCAAAUUAGAGCUAAUAUCGUGUCAUAUGUUCGACAAUUUUUGGAUCGCAUGGGCUUCCUCGAGGUGGAAACUCCUAUGAUGAAUAUGAUUCCUGGUGGCGCAACCGCAAAACCCUUCGUCACACAUCACAAUGACUUAAAUAUGGAUUUGUAUAUGCGCGUUGCUCCUGAAUUGUACCAUAAAAUGCUUGUUGUCGGUGGCUUGGAUCGAGUCUACGAAAUCGGCCGUCAAUUCCGGAAUGAGGGCAUCGAUUUAACGCAUAACCCAGAAUUUACAACAUGUGAAUUCUAUAUGGCUUAUGCUGAUUUUAACGAUCUUAUCGAGAUCACAGAGAAAAUGGUUUCAGGCAUGGUGAAAGCCAUCCAUGGCACUUAUAAAAUUAAAUACCAUCCCGAUGGUCCUGAAGGGCCAGAAGAAGAAAUUGAUUUUACACCACCAUUCAAACGAGUUUCGAUGAUAAAAACAUUGGAAGAAAAAUUAAAUGUCAAAUUUCCACCAGCUACAGAGUUUAGUAGGAAAGAAACAACUGAAUUCCUUUCACAGCUCUGCGUCAAGCAUGAAAUUGAAUGCCCUGCACCAAGAACAACGGCACGUCUGCUCGAUAAACUUGUUGGUGAAUUUAUUGAAGAGACCUGCAUAAAUCCCACGUUUAUAUGUGAGCAUCCGCAAAUAAUGUCACCACUAGCCAAGUAUCAUCGCAGCGAGCCCGGGUUGACAGAACGUUUUGAAUUAUUCGUCAUGAAGAAGGAAGUGUGUAAUGCGUAUACCGAGUUGAAUGAUCCGAUGGUGCAGCGUGAACGAUUUGCGCAACAGGCCAGCGAUAAAGCAGCAGGCGAUGAUGAGGCUCAACUAAUCGAUGAGAAUUUCUGUACAGCGCUGGAGUAUGGUCUACCACCAACUGGUGGCUGGGGCUUGGGUAUCGAUCGCUUAACUAUGUUCCUCACAGAUACCAAUAACAUUAAGGAAGUACUAUUCUUCCCCGCUAUGAAGCCAGAGGAGGCUAAUCGCACACAACCACCUAGCGAAGGCAACCAUAUAACUGAUACAAAAAAUUGAAUUCAUUAAAGUGGACGGCAUUGCAACUUGAUAAUUAGCGAAAAAAGAAACUGUUGUGAAUGAAUGUUUGGCAACAUUAAUAAGGGAUUCACACAGAUAAUUCUCAAAAAAUAAAUAUAUUUAUUUGACUUUUUAA
Messenger RNA from Anastrepha ludens (Mexican fruit fly), 2105 nucleotides. It is a transcript of the gene LysRS, whose product is annotated as lysine--tRNA ligase. NCBI's taxonomy places the organism in Eukaryota, Metazoa, Arthropoda, Insecta, Diptera, Tephritidae. Gene Ontology annotation, molecular function: lysine-tRNA ligase activity; tRNA binding; ATP binding. Gene Ontology annotation, cellular component: mitochondrion; cytosol; aminoacyl-tRNA synthetase multienzyme complex. Gene Ontology annotation, biological process: lysyl-tRNA aminoacylation. The transcript has 6 exons. The coding region runs from base 74 to 1969 and encodes 631 amino acids. The record is from RefSeq and is a predicted model, not a curated record.